GAAAAAUUUGCAGCAAUUUUUGACAGAUUGUCGUAAAGGAAAUAGAAAUAUCCAUCUACCAGCAAUUGACGUUAUACCAGAAGAAACUUCUGGAAAUCUGUCUGCGAUGGAAGUAGAAACUCCCAAUAAUGAGGAAAUUGGUUAGUUCUAAUAUUAUAAUAGUUUUGUUUAAUUAUAUUUGAUUUGUUUAACAUUCAGCUAAUAUGUUUACUAAUUCACUGUUAACAUUUUUCAUUUCAGGAAUGAAAUUAUCCCAACAGUCGUGCUUAAAUAGUUUCUGUAGUUCCAUAUCAAAUUCCAGUGAAUUGAAGCGAACUUGUUCAGACUUUGAAGAUACAAUGCCAGCGCCUAAGAAAAAUAAAAUUGAUAUUCUGACUUCGGAAUUAGUAUUAGCACUAGAUAGAACUAAAACUAGUAACAGAAAUGCGAUGUACAUCAUUUCUGCUGUUAUUCAAAGUUUAGGACUUGAGAUUGAUAAAUAUAAUUUAAGUUACUCCACUAUUCGCAAUGCGCGUAUUUCAAAAGGAGAAGAAAUUGUCGAUACGAUCAAAGAAGAAGAAAUUUUUGAUGACUCUCUCGUAGUGCACUGGGAUGGAAAGAUGCUUCCUGCGGGAAAUGGUCAACCAAAAGCAGAACGAUUAUCAAUACACGUCACCGGAAUAAAUACUGAUAAAAAUUUAAAAACUCCGAUUCUCUCUGAUGGCACAGGUGAAAGCCAAGCUUCAGCCAUUUUUGAAACGCUGAUAGAGUGGGAUCUUUGCGAUAAUGUUAAAGCAAUGUGCUUUGAUACAACUAGUUCAAAUACCGGUUGUUUUAAUGGCGCAUGUGCAUUAUUAGAAGAUAAAAUUGGCCGUGACUUAUUAUAUCUUGCUUGUCGCUAUCAUACUUCUGAAUUGAUGUUACGAAAUGUUGCAGAAGUUGCUUGGCCAGUGACGAAUAGUCCAAAUGUACCAAUUUUCAAAAGACUCAGAGAUAAUUGGGAAAAAAUUGAUAAAUCUGCGUAUGAAAUCGGCACAGAGGAUAAAGAUAUUGCACUUAUUUUAAAUCAAAGAAAAGACGAUAUUCUUGACUUCAUAGAAAAUCAACUGAAGUCAUUAGAUCUUUCUGAUACACUGACAGAAGGACUUGUUAAUAUUUAAUAAGCUUUAUUAACUGUUAAUAAAUGAUUUUUUAACAUCAUGGG
Cotesia glomerata is the source of this 1183-nucleotide messenger RNA. RefSeq lists its product as uncharacterized. The coding region runs from base 204 to 1139 and encodes 311 amino acids. The record is from RefSeq and is a predicted model, not a curated record. The transcript has 3 exons. NCBI's taxonomy places the organism in Eukaryota, Metazoa, Arthropoda, Insecta, Hymenoptera, Braconidae.